AUGCUGUUGUCAACAGUGCUGCGUCGGCCCAAGCUGCGCAUGAGUGCACUGGCCAGGGAGAUGAACACGCUGCGCCGUGGAGUGCUGGAGGAGCUGCGGGGCACCGUGCAAGAGGUUGGCACGGUUCUCCUGGACUUGUACCACAGGUGGGUGGCUGUUUGUCUGGACGUGAACCACAGCUGGGUGGCUGUUUGUCUGGACGUGAACCACAGGUGGGUGGCUGCUGGACAUGAACCACAGCUGUGGGACGUCAUAUCAAGCCCUGCCAUGCCCCCUGCCAUGCCCCCUGCCAUGCCCCCUGCCAUGCCCCCUGCCAUGCCCCCUGCCAUGCCCCCUGCCAUGCCCCCUGCCAUGCCCCCUGCCAUGCCCCCUGUCAUGCCCCCUGCCAUGCCCCCUGCCAUGCCCCCUGCCAUGCCCCCGGCCAUGCCCCCUGCCAUGCCCCCUGCCAUCCUCCUGCCAUGCCCCCUGCCAUGCCCCCUGCCAUGCCCCCUGCCAUGCCCCCUGCCAUGCCCCCUGCCAUCCUCCUGCCAUCCCCCUGCCAUCCUCCUACCAUGCCCCCUGCCAUGCCCCACCCCACUCUGCAGGGUGCGAUCAGAGUUUUGCGACCAUCUGUGGGACGUCAUGGGUGCGGCAACCUUCUGGUACACCAGCACCGAUGCCUACUUCAUUCCCUCUCUCUACUACAUCCCCUCCUUCGCUGCACGGCUGAACGAGCUCUUCCCAGAUGGCCGCGUGUACACACAUGUGGCACGCUACCUGCUGCACCCAGAUAACCAACUAUGGGACGGAAUCACAGCCAAAUUCCACGUCAACCUUGCCCAAUUCCCCCACCGCCUGGGGGUUCAGGAGUUCUCUGCCUGCGAGGAGUUUUCUGCCUGUGAGGAGUUCUCUGCCUGUGAGGAGUUCUCUGCCUGUGAGGAGUUCUUUGCCUGUGAGGAGUUCUCUGCCUGUGAGGAGUUCUCUGCCUGUGAGGAGUUCUCUGCCUGUGAGGAGUUCUCUGCCUGUGAAGAGUUCUCUGCCUCUGAGGAGUUCUCUGGCUGUGAGGAGUUCUCUGCCUAUUCGGUCGCCAUAUGCAAACAAACUGCCAGUGGCCCAUCGUGUGCUCGACUGCGCUAUCAACAUCUCUCACUACCUGCCGCCCACCACCCCUCUUGCACCACUCCCCACCUUUUACUCCGCUCCCCAACUUUCACUCUUCUCUCUCCCUUCUACUCUGCUCCCAACCCCUUGCUCUGCUCCCCACAUUUUACUCACCUUCCCAACUUCUACUAUGCACCCCACCUUUUACCCUACUCCCCACCCCGUUCUCUUCUCCCCACCUUUCAACCUACUCCCCACCCCGUUCUCUGCUCCCCACCUUUCAACCUACUCCCCACCCCGUUCUCUGCUCCCCACCUUUCAACCUACUCCCCACCCCGUUCUCUGCUCCCCACCUUUCAAUCUAUUCCCCACCCCUUUCUCUGCUCCCCACCUUUCAACCUAUUCCCCACCCCGUUUUCUGCUCCCCACCUUUCAACCUACUCCCCACCCCGUUCUCUGCUCCCCACCUUUCAACCUACUCCCCACCUCGUUCUCUGCCCCCCACCUUUCAACCUACUCCCCACCUCGUUCUCUGCUCCCCACCUUUCAACCUACUCCCCACCUCGUUCUUUGCUCCCCACCUUUUUCCGCGCUGUCCACUUUUCGUCUGUACUUAGGUGUGACUGCCUUGUGAACAUGUCGUUCGAUUCCAUCUCCCCGCUUGACACCUACCAUCAGAACGCAUCACGGGCAAAAGCACGUGAAUCACCAUACGAGAAGAUGGGGGUGUUUGUGUCGUCUCUCAACAUUCACCACUUGGUGGAUCUGCAGCACCACUACCUACACAGCCACGUGCAGGGCAGCAGUCACGUUGGCUUCUGGACGAUCACCAAUGAAGAGGCAGAGAAACAUGACGAGGGGCAGAUGGUAUCAGCUGUCUUGGACAUGUGGCUGCUGAGCUUCUG
Closterium sp. NIES-65 is the source of this 1985-nucleotide messenger RNA. The record is from the annotation of a GenBank genome assembly. NCBI's taxonomy places the organism in Eukaryota, Viridiplantae, Streptophyta, Zygnematophyceae, Desmidiales, Closteriaceae.